Molecule: messenger RNA, 1287 nt
Organism: Exserohilum turcica Et28A
Lineage: Eukaryota; Fungi; Ascomycota; Dothideomycetes; Pleosporales; Pleosporaceae
Exons: 3
Coding region: 1-1287 (428 amino acids)
Biological process (GO): mRNA splice site recognition
Cellular component (GO): cytosol
Molecular function (GO): mRNA binding
Source: RefSeq, a predicted model, not a curated record
AUGUCUUUCAACAACGGCUACGGCGACCAGUUCCAGGGCCCGCCCCAGGGCGACAUGAACAACCCAACUCCACAGCCCGGCGACAUGGGUCAGCCCAUGGACACGUCGGGCAACGGCUUCCCGCCCCAGGGCAACAUGGGUCCUCCAGGCAGCGCUGGUGGCGAUGGCCAAGGCCAGGGCGCCGGAAAGACGACUCUCUGGAUGGGCGAGCUCGAGCCCUGGAUCGAUGAAAACUUUGUCCGCAGCAUCUGGUACAACAUGGGCGAGACGGUCAACGUCAAGAUGAUCCGUGACAAGUUCUCCGGCAGCAAUGCUGGAUACUGCUUCGUCGACUUUGCCAGCCCCGAUGCCGCGUCCAAGGCGCUCAACCUCAACGGCCAACUGAUCCCCAACUCGAACCGCCCAUUCAAGCUGAACUGGGCCUCUGGUGGCGGUCUCGCUGACAGGAGGCAAGUCACACCUGGCUUUUUACAUGCACACAUGAUGAUUGCUGACAACAAACACAGCCGUGACGAGCGUGGCCCCGAGUUCAGCAUCUUCGUCGGAGACUUGGGCCCCGAAGUCACCGAGUUCGUCCUCGUCCAGCUCUUCCAGAACAAGUACCCGUCGACCAAGUCGGCAAAGAUCAUGUCGGACCCCAUCAGCGGCAUGUCGCGUGGUUACGGCUUCGUCCGAUUCGCCAGCGAGGAAGACCAGCAAAAGGCCCUCACCGAGAUGCAAGGCGUCUACUGCGGUAACCGCCCCAUGCGCAUUUCGACUGCUACUCCCAAGAACAAGAGUGGAGGUCCCGGAGGUCCCGGAGGAAUGGGCAUGCCCCAAGGUGCAGGCGGCCCUGGCAUGGGCAUGUACUCAAUGGGCGCUCCCCCCAUGGGUAACUACUAUGGCGCUCCUCAGCCCAUGAACCAGUUCACUGACCCCAACAACACGACUGUCUUUGUCGGUGGUCUUUCUGGCUACGUCACUGAGGAUGAACUGCGCUCCUUCUUCCAGGGCUUCGGUGAAAUCACCUAUGUUAAGAUCCCCCCUGGUAAGGGAUGUGGCUUUGUCCAGUUCGUGCAGCGCCAUGCCGCCGAGAUGGCCAUCAACCAGAUGCAGGGCUACCCAAUCGGAAACUCUCGUGUCCGUCUCAGCUGGGGUCGCUCCCAAAACAACUCUGGGCCAGCUGGCACCCCAUACCGCCCAGCGCCCCCUCCACCAGUGCCCUUUGGCCCAGGAAUGGGCAUGCCUCCGCAACACCCCUAUGGCGGCGGCGGCGGUUACGGUCCUAUGAUGAAGGUAAGGCAGUAA